Molecule: messenger RNA, 1924 nt
Organism: Ceratitis capitata (Mediterranean fruit fly)
Lineage: Eukaryota; Metazoa; Arthropoda; Insecta; Diptera; Tephritidae
Gene: SmydA-9
Product: protein msta
Exons: 2
Coding region: 440-1738 (432 amino acids)
Molecular function (GO): protein binding
Source: RefSeq, a predicted model, not a curated record
CGCGUCGCCAUUUAUUUUGAGAUCAAACAUAUUUCACAAAGAUAUUUCAAAAAUUCACUAAUUUUUGAAUAAAAGCGUUGUAAACUGGAAAACAGCGACAGUUUGCCAACGGCUACGCAGCGCGAAAUAUUGAAAUCAAAAUUGGAAAAAAGGAAAAUAAUCUGCUUAGCGAAAAAUUGUGCGCUCAAUUGAGUGGUAGACGUGUGCAAAAAAAAUAAGAAGAAAGUGUUUUGACUUGGAAAAGGAUUAACUGUGCCAUUUCGGAAAAUAAAAAUAAAAUACAAAAUAAAUUAUAUUAUUUAAUAAAAAAUAAAAAUAAAUAAAAAUAAAUAAAGUGAAAUUGCAAUUCUUUGCACGAGUGAUCUAGUUAACUCUAAAACAUUGUUGAUAUUAAAUUCAAUUUUUCCUUUUUUUCGCUUAACACACACCAACAACCAAAAUGAUUUGUCCGAAGCGCACUGCCGAAUUAAUCACACUACACCUGGCACCCUUCAAGGAUACCGAUCCUGCCUGGGAGAUAGGUGUUUCAAAAAUCGCUGGACGUGGUAUUUUCACUACACGCGAACUUAAACGUGGUGAUAUUAUCUUCCGCGAUAGUCCACUACUUAUCGGUCCCUCCGCUCGCGCCGAGGAUACAUUGAAUUCGUGUUCGGUUUGUUUUAAAAUGUUGCCUGAUACGAAAUUUAUGUGUCGCCAAGGUUGUGGUCUACCCGUUUGCUCGUUGUGUGGUAAAAAGCAACAACACAAAGCCGAUUGUACUCUCUUCAAGUCAUGGAAACCCUGCGAACCGGAUGUAGCCAAUUCAUUACUCAUUCGUUUGCUUUGCGUUGGGCGCGCCAUCAAUUUGUCGAAGGAUCAACGUGAUCUUGUCUAUUGUUUGCAAGCAAAUUUAGAUAAUAAUCAUCGUACUGAAGUGCGUAAUGCCGCUAAGGGCUUUCAUGAGUUCCCCACCGAUAAAAAAUUGAUUGAGAUUAUGAAUCGUACCGUGGCUGUGCUGCGUACGAAUGGUUUUGAUGAGACCUCGGAUCGUUCAAAUGAUAAUCAAGAGUUUCUAUAUCGCGCUUUAUUUCCACUUUUCGCCAUCAUGAAUCACGAUUGCAUUCCCAAUUCAUAUUAUACGUUCGAGGAUAAGACCAGAAAUAUGAUCGUGCGUGCCUCAGUCGAUAUACCAGCUGGCACGGAGGUUACCACUACGUACACCAAGCUAUUCACGGGCAAUAUUGCUCGUCAUUUAUUUUUGAAAAUGAAGAAAGGAUUCACGUGCAAGUGUUCGCGUUGCUCCGAUUCAACGGAAAAAGGUGCCUUCAUCUCUGCGCUCUACUGUCGUGACACCAAUUGUACUGGUCUGGCUGUGCCUGAGACCACCGGUUUGCCCCAUCCCAAUUGGAAUUGUUUGGUUUGUAAACAAAAAUCUACGCAUGCGCAAAUGGUAAAAUCACAAGAUUUCGCAUCGGGCGCAAUUAGCUCCAAAUUCAAUUCGAAGUCAUUGAAAUCGGUGGUGCUCUAUCUAAGAGACAAAAGCUCCAGCUUUAUACCCGAUAGUAAUUAUGUUGUAAUCGAUGCAAAAUUGCAAGUAAUUGCACGCUUAUCGAAGAGUCGAGAAGAUUGUGGCGAUGAAGAGGCGGCGUCGAAGGCAAAAUUCUGUGAAGACUUAUUGGAGAUUAUGGACAAGCUCGGUUUGGGCGAUUGUGUGAUGCGUACCUAUUUGGAAACGGAGAAGGCGAAGGAGGUGAAGUAAGCGACUCAAAGCUGCAAGCAGAAGGAGAGCAGAAAUGAAUGUAUUUUUUUUGUUAAAAACGCAGAUUUUCUUAAGCUGCUGCACAAUGUUAUGGUAAAGAAAAGUUAUGUUUAUAUACAAAGAAAAAAUUGUUUAAACAAUUUUAAAAAAUGUUGGCAUACUUUAAAAAUAUAUUACAUUUUGUUU